CCAGGGUGGUGGCCCACCAGGGUCCCCUCGACGGCCCGUGCAACGAGCAGGUGCAGCUGCUGAGAGGGACGAAGGUGGCGUUCUACUCCGCGGUCGAGGGCCGGGUGAGCCUCUACAUCGGCUUCGUGCAGAAGGUGCGGAUGCAGGUGUCGCACGUGGAGGUGCGCUUCACCGGGGUCGCUCCAGAGGACGCCGAGAUCUCCCCGCACAGCCUCGGCUCGGCGCUCUCACCGGGUCGCUGGAGGCCGGCGGUGGUCGUGCACGAUCUGCCCGAGGACCUGGGGGACGUGGAGGUGGCCGUCGGGGUCCUGCAGGAGCCGGAGCUGUGCGGCGCCGCGGUGUGGAGCAGCCCGAGCGAGCCGUGCAGAGUGCAGGAGCGCGCGCAGAGGCUCAUGCCGCCCCUCACGCCCGUCAUGCUGCCCGACGGCCUCAGCCGGGCGGUGCUCCGCUGGAUAGUGCCCAGCGAGCCGGCGGCGGUCUGCUCGCGGGUGCGGUGGCGAGAGGCGGGGAUCCCCGAUUGGUUCUACCUGGACCCCUCCGGCAUGAUGCGGGGCAGCGAGACGGACGCGGCCCACAAGUCGCGCCUGGUGCCGCUGGCCCCCGGCGCGUGGGCCAGCGCGUACGUGCAGCAGGACGGCCGCAGGACGCCCGCGCCCGUGCCCGUGCGCAUCGUGCAGGUGGACGAGGACGUCGACCAGAUCACCGUGCGCCUCCAGGGGCACACCGCCGGGCCGCUGCGCGUGGCGGAGCCCGCGCGGCGGCCCGGCGAGGGGGCCGGGCCCGCGGGGCGCGGCGGGCCGGAGGGCGGCGAGCACCGCGGGGGGUCGCGGCAGCGGGGCCAGGAGCAGGUCGUGCCCGGCAGCUGGGUCGACGCCGUCUGGGCCGCGGACGGGCCGCACCUGCUGCGGGGGGCCCCGCUGUUCGCCUUCGGCCCCGCGCAGCCCGCGGUGCUCGGCCCCGCGGGCGACGGCGGGUACCUGGUGCACCUGGGCGACGGCGACAGCGAGGAGCCCGAGGAGGCGGAGGAGUUCUGGCUGCCGGGCGUGCGGGCGCCGGAGGAGUGGGCCGAGGAGCUGGAGGUCGGGCCCGAGGGCGCGGUGGGCGACGUGCAGGUGGGCUCCAUCGUGGUGCACGGCCUGCGCGCGGAGCGCCAGUACCAGGCGCAGGUGCAGGUGCUGACCGGCAAGGGGUGGUCUCCGUGGAGCUCCGUGGGGUCUCUCCAGAUGCCCCGCGUCGGGUACGAGCAGGAGGAGCUGGCCUCCGAGGAGAAUACGAACGCGUAUUACAGCGCCAACUUGCUGCCGUUCGCGCUGUUCAAGGAAUACGGCAAGUGCUGGGAGACGAUCGAGGAGUCCCUGCCCCCCGAGCGCUUCUACCGCCUCGAGGCCCUUGCGCGCAAGACGGGCAAGCCGGAGAGCUUCAGCGUCGAAGCCUCCCUCAAGCUCAUUGAUUCGGACGGGCCCAUCCGGCAGAGUUCCAGCAGCCGCGAGCGGGGACAAUCGGGGAGUAUGUACUUCAGGGGGACGGAGGGGAGCAGGGAUGCGUGA
Molecule: messenger RNA, 1547 nt
Organism: Prorocentrum cordatum
Lineage: Eukaryota; Dinophyceae; Prorocentrales; Prorocentraceae
Source: the annotation of a GenBank genome assembly